CCCACCCGCAUCCUCCUCCUCCGGUACCCUUUCCCUCUCUGUCCUCUUAUCAAGUCCUCUCCUCUUGUCUCGCUUCCAGCCCUCUGGCCAGCUUCCUCCCGCUCCCUUUCCCGGAUCCUCCCUCUACCCAGUCUCUCCCCAUUUCCCCAGUCUCAUCUAACUCCCUUUCUCCCUUCCUCUGGUCUGACUCGCCUGCCCCAUCCCGUCCCCGCCCUGUCCCCUUUGUGCCCCUUUUUCUUUUUCUCUCUCCCUCCCUGGCUUGGUGUCCCUUCUCCACCUCUAACUCCCUUCAGCUCGGCCUCCCUGUCCCCUUGCGGCCGCCAGCCUCCCUGCCCAAGGCCUGAGCCACCAUGCUGACCCCAAUGGUGGCUGGGGGGGUGGUGUUCCCCGGACUCUUUCUCCUCUCCAAGAACACGCUCCAGCGACUGCCCCAGCUGCGCUGGGAGGAGGCUGACGCGGUCAUUGUCUCAGCCAGGCUAGUGUCCUCUGUCCAAGCCGUCAUGGCCUCCACCGCUGGCUACAUCGUCUCCACCUCCUGCAAGCACAUCAUUGAUGACCAACACUGGCUUUCCUCUGCCUACACGCAAUUUGCAGUGCCCUACUUCAUCUAUGACAUCUACGCCAUGUUCCUCUGUCACUGGCACAAACACCAGGUCAAGGGGCACGGAGGGGACGAAGGGGGAGCCAGAGCCCCGGGCAGCAUCUGGGCCGUGGCGCGCGGCUACCUGCACAAGGAGUUCCUCAUGGUGCUCCACCACGCCGUCAUGGUGCUCGUCUGCUUCCCACUGUCGGUGGUGUGGCGUCAGGGCAAGGGCGAUUUCUUCCUAGGCUGCUUGCUGAUGGCUGAGGUCAGCACCCCCUUCGUCUGCCUUGGCAAGAUCCUCAUCCAGCUUUUUCUACUGCACAGAUAA
Messenger RNA from Leptonychotes weddellii (Weddell seal), 911 nucleotides. The record is from RefSeq and is a predicted model, not a curated record. NCBI's taxonomy places the organism in Eukaryota, Metazoa, Chordata, Mammalia, Carnivora, Phocidae.